Molecule: messenger RNA, 2554 nt
Organism: Misgurnus anguillicaudatus (oriental weatherfish)
Lineage: Eukaryota; Metazoa; Chordata; Actinopteri; Cypriniformes; Cobitidae
Gene: cant1a
Product: calcium activated nucleotidase 1a
Biological process (GO): proteoglycan biosynthetic process
Molecular function (GO): UDP phosphatase activity; calcium ion binding; GDP phosphatase activity
Source: RefSeq, a predicted model, not a curated record
UUUCCAUGCACCACGUGAGCGCACCCCCGAAUGCGGAAGUAAAUGGGAAUGUGAAAUGCUACUGUAUGUGCUGAAUGGAUCUGUUUGGAAUGAGAGUUUAUAACAUUAAAAAGUUUCGACUUUAUCUUCAGCAGAGCACGAGGUCGUAUUCUGUCGCGGUGCGACUGCCAUCCCUUCCCCAUGCCUGUUUCUGCAGGCUAUGCACGUCCUAGUCAGAAUGAGCCUAUGAACUCGCUGCGUAUCUCUGUGGGAGGACUCCCGAUGCUGGCAUCCAUGACCAACACCACAGACUCUCGCUUCCGCAUCAAAUGGAAAGCUAUCGUGCUGGUAGCGUCAGCGCUAACCCUCGUCCUCCUCAUCUACAUGCAGUUCCUGCCCUUUCACCCCCGACAUAGGGGCAGACAAGGCACGAGGUUAAGUCAUCCAGACAUCAGAGCAGAACAGCGCUACAACGACACGUACCCGCUGAGCCCGGCAGAACGCACAGAACUGGGCACGCGCUACAGGAUCGCCGUCAUCGCGGACCUGGACACGAACUCGGGUAGUGAAAAGAAGCUAACCUGGUUCAGCUAUAUGCUUAAGGGUCACCUGCUGGUGUCGGAGAGUGGAGAUCGAGUGGAUGUUGAGUGGGAUCAGGAAAGAGCGGUCCUGGAAAGCCACCUAGCGGAGAAGGGUCGGGGCAUGGAGCUCUCCGAAUUAGUCGUCUUCAACGGUAAACUGUACAGCGUGGAUGAUCGAACGGGCAUCGUGUAUAGCAUUGAAGGACUUAAGGCGGUGCCUUGGGUCAUACUGCCCGAUGGAGAUGGCUCUGUUUCAAAAGGAUUUAAGGCAGAAUGGUUGGCAGUGAAAGAUGAGCAUCUGUAUGUUGGAGGUUUGGGGAAGGAGUGGACCACCACCACCGGAGAGGUGCUCAAUAACAAUCCUGAGUGGGUGAAAUUAGUUGGCUUUCACGGAGAUGUGCAGCACCAAAACUGGGUUCCUCAGUACAAUGCUCUCCGCAGAGCUGCAGGCAUCAGUCCACCCGGAUACCUCAUACACGAGUCAGCAGCUUGGAGCGACACAUUGCAGCGCUGGUUUUUCCUGCCUCGGCGCGCUAGCAGCGAGCGUUACGACGAGACCGCCGAUGAGCGCCGUGGCACCAAUCUAAUGCUUAGUUGCUCACCCGAUUUCCAGAACAUUAAAGUGAGACAGGUGGGACCCCUGAACCCCACCCAUGGCUUUUCUUCCUUUAAGUUUGUCCCCAACACAGACGACCAGAUUAUUGUCGCCUUGAAGUCUGAGGAGGAUGCUGGAAAAAUCGCCACUUACAUUGUAGCGUUCACCUUGGAUGGGCGAAUCCUACUUCCUGAAACUAAGAUUGGGGAUGUAAAGUACGAGGGACUCGAGUUCAUUUAGUGAGGGAUCAUUCAUAUAUUGCGAAUGCCAAGGACUGAGAAAUACUGUCUACUAGAUACGAUGUACAUGUUCAUGUCGUGGGCAUUAAGUGUCUGUAUGUGAAAAGAAUUGAAAGCCAUAUAAUGAUUUGAAUCUGAAACGUUGCCAGCUAGCAACUGGCAGCCUUUGUCUAGACACUUGUCCUGGUUAGUUACUGGUUAGUCCUGGUUAGAGUCUGAGGCAUUUAACUCUUGCUUCAUAUUUAUUUACUUAAUAUUCUCAUUACAGUCCUCAUCAAAAUCAGAUUUUUAUUUUAGUUUUAUAUGGCCAGGGGUGUCAGACUGGGGCCCUUGAAAAGUCUGGAAUAUAUUAUGGGGGUGGGGCAUGGGGGCCCAUCAGGACUACCUAUGAAUAGGGCCCGAGAUCUUGUGCAAUGCCCCUUUACAUGCCAGUACUGUAUUUGCCGUGUCAUGAAUGUAAUGAAAUGAAGUGAUAGACCAUAGAAUGCAAGAUCAAAUGAUUUUAAUUCAAAUACACAUCAUUGAGGUUUGCCAUGUGGUUUGUUGAAUGUCAUAUAUUUAGUUGUGUGUGUGUGUGUGUGUUAUCCACUUUCCUGAUCAAUUGGUAAUAAACUAAACAGAUCAGAUACAUUUAAAAUCAAUCAAAUGUAAUGUAUAAGCAGUUAAACUCUUGCAAAAUGUUAAAUGUUAGUUUUCCCUGAAGCCUCAUCGCUGGGUUUAUAGUUUUUUAUUUUCUCUGAGAAAUAUCAGGUAUUCUGUUAUUUUGUUCUUUUAAUCAUGUUUAAAAUUAUGUUUUAUCUUAUAAACUGUUUAAAUGGUUUUAGGGAUUUUGUAAAAAAAAAAGAAAAGAAAAAAUCACAAUAAAGUUAAACUGAGAGGAAGUGUUAACAGCUGAUAGUUAUAUUUAUUCUUGCUCUGCUCAAAUAAAAAUCUAUAAAAUAAUUUACCACAGAUCACUUUGAAGCACACUUUUGGGUAAUACUUAUACAGUUACAUUUGUAUUUAUUGUGCUGCCUCAAUAGGUAUGUUUACAUGCAAAAAAAGCCUUAAUGUAAACCGCCUUAAUCAAUAUGAUUGGGGUCGAUCGGAUGCAAAUUUCGAUCACAUUCAAAUGAGUGGUGUAGGCUACUCUGAUCUGUGAUCCGAUCAUCGGGUAAAAA